Molecule: messenger RNA, 2487 nt
Organism: Physella acuta
Lineage: Eukaryota; Metazoa; Mollusca; Gastropoda; Physidae
Source: RefSeq, a predicted model, not a curated record
UCUAGAUCCGCUUCCUUUUAAUGAGUGCAUCAAAAAUUUAAAACUUAGUCGCGAGUUCAAUAAUCAAAUUAAAAUCUUUAUCAAUCUACUUAUCAAUUUCUAAGAAUGACUGGAUGCCGAUUUCAGCUGAAAUGGCUUGAAAUGGAUAAAUAUAAAUUAUGGUUAUCGCAAGCAAAAAAUGAGAACCACGCCAGGUGUAUGUUAUGCCAAAAGGAGAUUGUUUUGUCAGGAAUGGGCGAGAGUGCACUUGGGUCUCAUGCAUCUGGUAAAAAACAUCAAUCCCUCAUUAAGAGCAAAAUCUCAAGUGCUGUUUCUAUGAAAGCCUUCUUUACUACACCUAAUGCCACACCUAGAUCUAGUUCAACAUCUGCUGAUUCUGAGCAUGAAACCAUUCAAGAGACAAAAAACACAUGCAAGACAGCCAAGGCUAAUACUUCAUCGGAUAUAUCUAGCUUUGUUUCUGCAGAAGACACCCUUAAAGCCGAGAUCAUUUGGACUCUUUUUACAAUCAACAGACACCACAGUUUUACUUCAAACAGCAAUAUUAACAAAUAUUUUCAACGGAUGUUUCCUGACAGUGAAAUUGCAAAACGUUUUAGGCUGUCUGAAAGAAAAACCUCUUAUUUGGCUUGCUUUGGAUUAGCUCCUUAUUUUUCUUCUCUGCUGGAAGAAAUUUUGAAAAAUGAAGCUUACGUCAUUUGUUUUGAUGAGAGCAUGAAUAAGGCUUUCCAAACAAAACAGAUGGAUUUCCAUAUUAGAGUAUGGGAUUCAAAUUUAGUCAAAACACGCUACUUCACUUCUAGGUUUCUUGGUCAUGCAACAGCUUUAGACAUGAUGUCAGCAUUUGAGGAUGCUACAUCAUCCUUAAACAGAGGCAAUUUACUCCAAUUGUCAAUGGAUGGACCUAAUGUCAAUUGGUCAUUUCAUGAUAAGCUGAAUGUUUCAAUGCAAAAUGACCAAGGAGUGGAGCUUCUUAAUGUUGGAAGCUGUGUGUUACACAAGGUUCAUGGAGCUGCUAAAGCAGCUAUGGAGGCAACAAGUUGGAACUUAGACAAGUUUUUAAAGUCCCUGCACAAACUUUUUGAAGACACUCCUGCUAGGAGGGAAGAUUUCACAAAAGCAACUGGAUCUUCUAUAUUUCCUCUUCGCUUUUGCAAACAUCGGUGGCUAGAAAACUCUAAUGUCGCUCAAAGAGCUCUGGAGCUAGUACCUAGUAUUGAAAAAUACUUGGACAACAUUAGCAAAGGACAGAGUACUCCACCUAAAACUGAGUCAUUUGAAAUUGUAAAGGCUGCCAUUAAGCAAGAUAAAUUUUUACAAGCUAAGCUAGCUUUUUUUGUUUCUAUAUGUAGACAAAUAGAGCCCUUUUUAAAGGACUAUCAGACAGACAGGCCAAUGCUUCCUUUUAUGUAUAGUGACCUACAUCAUUUAACAUUUGGAAUUCUCAGGCGUUUUGUGAAGGAAAAUAAACUAGGUGCCUUAAAAAAAACUAGCGACAUACUGUCUUUUAAUGUCACUGAUUCUGAUUAUCACUUGACAAGUCAUUCAAUUGAAGUUGGGUUUGUUGCUGACUCUCUAAUAAAGUCUCUUAAAAAAAAUAAUAAAGCAAGUGAUCUUCAAAUUCUCAAUUUCAAAUCAGAUUGUAAGACAAUUUUAAUUGGGUUUUCAUCAAAAUUUUUGUUAAAAUCACCAUUACUUUAUUCAUUAGUGAGAGAUUUAGCCUGCCUAGAUCCAUUGCAAAUGCUUGAAAAUAAAGCCUGUUCACUAUCAAGAAUGAAGAGAAUUCUUCACAUCCUAGUCAACAAGCGGAAACUGAAAUCAGCUGAGUGUGACCAAGUUCUGUUUCAAUUUUCAACAUUUAUAGAUACAUGUACUCUAAAUGGUUGUUUAUCCAAAUUUAAUAGAGAACAUGAUAGGCUGGACAGUUUUUUCAUAGAACAGCUUGGUAGCAAAGUUUCUUAUGUGAACAUUUGGAAAGUUGUUAAAGAUCUAUUGCUUCUGUCACAUGGUCAAGCCAGUGUUGAAAGAGGUUUUUCUGUAAAUAAAGAGCUGGAGGAGUGUAAUAUGGCCCCAAAGACACUGAUUGCAAAAAGAAUUAUACUGGACUCUUUCAGACAAUCUCCUGACUUAGAUAAUUUUAUUAUAACACCAAAAUUAUUAGUUUUUGCUAGUAGUGCUCACAGGAAGUAUUGUUUAUAUUUAGACAGUGAGAAGGGAAAGUCUGAGCAGGCCAAACAAGGACUCAAAAGAAAAGCUUUAGAUGAUGCUCUUGGGAAGCUGAAAAAAAGAAAAAUCUCUUUGGAGCAAGAUAUAAAAACAUUAGGUUCAUCUGCAGAUGAGUAUGCUCUUCAGGCUGAGCAAAAAAGAGAGACAUCACCCUCAUUACAAUGUCUAACAGCCUCAGAAAAUCUGCUAGGGAAAAAGAGGCCAGCGUGAAGGAGAUUGUAAAACAGAUUGAUAAGAAGCUAUUAGAGCUUAAAGAAUUUU